CUCGGGCGGGGCCGGGGCACCGCGGAGGCCUGCGGCCAGGGAAGGCGGAAGGACUGGGCAAGCCCCGCAUCCGAGCGCUGAGCGGCUCCCCCUCGCGCUGCGGCCGGACCCGCGGAGCCCGCGCCCCGACCCGAGCCGCCGGCGCCAUGGGCUCGGCGCUGCUGUGGUUCUGCAACUGGAGCACCCUGGGCGUGUGCGCGGCGCUCAAGCUGCCGCAGAUCUCCGCCCUGCUGGCGGCGCGCAGCGCGCGGGGCCUCAGCCUCCCGAGUCUGCUGCUGGAGCUGGCGGGGUUCCUGGUGUUCCUCCGGUACCAGGUUUACUACGAGUACCCGCUGCUGACCUACCUGGAGUACCCCAUUCUCAUCGCACAAGAUUUCAUCCUGCUGCUCUGCGUGUUCCGUUUCAACGGGAACGUGUACCGGGCGGCGCCCUACAUCGCCCUGUUUGUGGCGUCCUGGUUCCUCCUCUCCCUGCGGAAGUGGAUCAUGGACCUGGCCAUGAACCUGUGCACCCUCCUCAGCGCCGCCAGCAAGUUCGCGCAGCUGCAGUGCCUGUGGGCGGCCCGGGACGCGGGGGCCGUGAGCGCGCUCACCUGGGGCCUGGCCGCCUACACCAGCGCCACAAGAAUAAUAACCACCUUAAUGACCACCAAUGACCUUACAAUCCUUGUCCGUUUUGUGAUCAUGCUGGCUUUAAACCUGUGGGUGACGGCGACCGUACUCCGCUACCGGAAGACGGGGGUAAAGGCUGAAUGAUGGAUGCGUAAUUCUGACACACAGAGUGGAUUUUGAGCAACCGAACCAAAGGAAAGAAGAGCUCAUUGCUAAAUUGAGGUCUUUUAUAAACUAGUCAAUCGUUUCUGAAACUCUGGAGCCAAAGGUAUUUUAGACUUGAGCCAUUCAAACACGUGUUUAAAAAUGAUCCCCUCCCCCCACUUUACUAGGUCAAGUUGGGACUGACAUCUGCAGUGUUGAGGUUGGUGGUUAAUGGAAACCAUCCAAGAACCACUGUGAGAUUGCUUUGCCUCUUCAAAGUCAUGAUUAAGUUCUCUCCAAAGAGCUGACUACAUCUAUUUUUCAGCUUUCAGAAUCUUUUAAGAAAUAAGUCCUCUCCACAGCACAAAUGAGCGUUCAGUGGGGUUCUGCUGGGUCAGAAGAAGAGUUGUAAUCAAUUACUAGGGGUUCCCUUUCUGGGACUAGUGUCCAAUUGCAGCAGAUAUGACAGGAUGGCUUUGUUGUAUCAUAACACAGUAUAAUACCCGCUUAGGCAUCACAAGUCUAUCAGGGCAAGCAGAAAUGUAACUGGCUUGAAUUCAUAUGCCAAUGCAGUCCUUUAACUUCAUACUGUGCCUUUAAGUAAUUCCUAACAAAAUGUGCUAUUGGAUGCAAUCUCUGUGAUGAAGCCAUUCAUGUUCUGAUUUAAGAUAAGCACAAUGCUGCCUUUUUUAACAACUGCUUUUGAGAUAUAUAUAUAUACUAGUACUUAUACACACACACACACACACACACAUAUACAUACAUACAUAUAUUAUUGAUUCCGGAGAGGGAGCUAUAGAAACAUCAAAAAUGAGAAAGAAUCAUUUCAUUGAUUGGCUGCCUCCUGCAUACCUCCCUCUGGGGAUCAAGCCUGCAAGCCGGGCAUGUGCCCUGACCAGAAGUCGAACAGUGACCUCCUGGUUCAUAGAACAAUGCUCAAGCACUGAGUCACACUGGCCAGGCAAUGCUGCCGUUUUCAUAGGGGCCACAGCCAUGCAAUUAACCAUUCUUAGAAUUUGGUACAAAACACAGCUUAUCUCGACCAGGUUUUGUGUAUUGAAAAUAUAUGUAGUAAAGAGUAUUGCUGAGUUCUGGAAAUUCUUAUGGAUUUUAUUCUCAUUACAGUAUCAUAUUCUAAACAUGACAAGAUUAUUAUUGUACAUGGUAUUUUUCUAUAAAAGUUUAUAAAGCUUAACACUUAAAAAAACUCUUUUCCCCUUAUAACUGAAUGGCAUUAUUUUGGUGUGUAUAUACAUAUAUGUAGUAAGUAAAUGAUACUUAUUAGAUGUUUUGGUUUCCUGUGUAAAAUAAACUUUUAAAUUUUGAACUCUG
Eptesicus fuscus (big brown bat) is the source of this 2087-nucleotide messenger RNA. It is a transcript of the gene SLC66A3, whose product is annotated as solute carrier family 66 member 3. The record is from RefSeq and is a predicted model, not a curated record. NCBI's taxonomy places the organism in Eukaryota, Metazoa, Chordata, Mammalia, Chiroptera, Vespertilionidae. Bases 147 to 755 code for a protein of 202 amino acids. The transcript has 7 exons.